Molecule: messenger RNA, 1119 nt
Organism: Pediculus humanus corporis (human body louse)
Lineage: Eukaryota; Metazoa; Arthropoda; Insecta; Psocodea; Pediculidae
Product: acyl-coenzyme A thioesterase 9, putative
Exons: 7
Coding region: 1-1119 (372 amino acids)
Biological process (GO): acyl-CoA metabolic process
Cellular component (GO): mitochondrion
Molecular function (GO): fatty acyl-CoA hydrolase activity
Source: RefSeq, a predicted model, not a curated record
AUGAAAUAUUUGCCAAAUUCACAAGAUGACCUCCCUGAGAGAAGUAUGAAAGAUAGUCACGACUAUGGAGUUAUACCUCUUUUAAAUAAUUUUCAACUCAGAGACAAAUACAUUGCUACUUCGGGUCAUGUUCGUUUGGGCAGAUUAAUGGAAGAUAUGGAUCUUUUUGCAGGACAUAUAGCUUUUAAACAUGCUUAUUACCCAGGUGUCCCUGAAGGUCUUCCUUCUCCAAUUGUGAUUGUAACUAUAUCGGUUAGCCAAAUUGAAUUUUUGGAUUUCAUAAAGGUACCACCCGACUUGGACGUCCGUCUUUCCGGACAUGUUUCUUGGGUGGGUAAUACAUCUUUGGAAAUAGCUGUUUGGAUUCAUCAAUUUUCAAACGGGGUAUGGAAUCAAAUAACUCGAGCAUUAUUUUUGAUGGCUUCGAGAAAUUCGAUAAAUACUGGUGCCGCAUUUGUAAAUCGUCUUAAAUUUAACUCGGAAGAAGAAAAAAAAUUAUUCGCCGGUGGAGAAGAAAGAAAAUUAAAUAGGAAAAAAAAAAUGAAAGAAUCAUUAUUGACAACGGUUCCGACAGCAGAAGAACUUCAUACAAUUCAUUCGUUAUUCGUUGAUACGAUUAGUUCGAAAGAAUUGUUUUCAAAUAAGAGAAUUCUUCCCUCCAAUAGCAAAUGGAUGCACGAUACCGUUCAAAGUUCUUUAAUUUUUUGCCAUCCUCAACAUCGUAACAUUCACAAUAAAAUUUUUGGCGGUUUUUUAAUGAGACACGCUUUGGAAUUGUCGUGGAUCAUCGGGUUCAUGCACGGUUUGAAUAUUCCCAAACUUGUUCGUAUUUCCGAUAUAGGAUUUUAUCAUCCUGUCGAAGUGGGGUCCAUUGUGAAAAUGUUUGGAUGCAUCACCUACACGGAAGAUAAUUUCAUUCAAAUUUUUGUUAUCGCAGAAGCUUUAGGUCCCAUGAAACUUGAAAGCAAAGAAUCCAUCGUAUUUAAUUUUACAUAUGAUUUAGGAAAAAAAACCGAUAAUGUCAUACCUCAAAGUUAUCCAGAAGCCAUUCAGUAUCUUGAUGGAAGGAGAAAUUUUAAAAAUAAAAUACAUUUAGAAAUAGGCGAUUCGAUUUUAUAA